Ipomoea triloba (trilobed morning glory) is the source of this 768-nucleotide messenger RNA. RefSeq names its product F-box/kelch-repeat protein At1g80440-like. The coding region runs from base 1 to 768 and encodes 255 amino acids. The transcript is spliced from 2 exons. The record is from RefSeq and is a predicted model, not a curated record. Lineage: Eukaryota; Viridiplantae; Streptophyta; Magnoliopsida; Solanales; Convolvulaceae. Gene Ontology annotation, molecular function: protein binding. Gene Ontology annotation, biological process: negative regulation of cytokinin-activated signaling pathway; regulation of phenylpropanoid metabolic process.
AUGGAGAUAAUUCCCGGUCUUCCCAACGACGUAGCUUUUGAAUGUCUUAUUCGGAUUUCGUUUGAUCAGUUUCCCAAGGCUGCAUCUGUGAGUAAAGCAUGGAACGCUGUGAUUAAGCAGCCGGAGUUUCACCGGCGCCGGAAAGUUUCGGGUCUAACCGGACCCGUCAUUGUCAUGGCUCAGCCAAUGGAUGGUUUAAUCAAAUCGAAUCUGCUACCGGUUUACCGGCUCACGCUAUUCGAGCCGGUGAAAAGGCGUUGGCGCAAUUUUCCGCCGGUACCGGAGAUGGUGGAAGGGAUGCCAUUGUUCUGUCAGGUUGUCGGGAUUGGGCCGGAGCUGCUGGUGAUCGGCGGGAUCAACCCGGUGACAUGUCGGGUUCAGAAUUCAGUUUUCAUCUACAACUUCUUAUCGGCCACGUGGAGGGGCGGCGCCGAUAUGCCCGGCAACAAGGAUCGCCGGUUUUUCGGGUGCGCGGCCUCGGAGGAGGAUGGGACAGUGGUGGUUGCCGGCGGAAACAACUGGUACAAUUCACUAAAAUCAACGUUGGCGUAUGACGUGGCAAGGGACACGUGGACGAAGUUGCCCGAUAUGUCAAUCGGGCGAAACAAUUGCGGGUGUGUGUUCCACCGUGGCAAGUUCCACGUCCUCGGUGGCUUUAACAUGGACACACAAGACGAUUCUAAACUACCUGUUGAAACACUCGACCUCGUCACCCGCCAAUGGCAGCUGGAACCAACCUUCUUGACUGGAAUCACUGAUGUGGUGUAA